Messenger RNA from Sorghum bicolor (sorghum), 1724 nucleotides. RefSeq names its product probable xyloglucan endotransglucosylase/hydrolase protein 27. NCBI's taxonomy places the organism in Eukaryota, Viridiplantae, Streptophyta, Magnoliopsida, Poales, Poaceae. Gene Ontology annotation, biological process: cell wall biogenesis; xyloglucan metabolic process. The record is from RefSeq and is a predicted model, not a curated record. The transcript is spliced from 4 exons. Bases 280 to 1479 code for a protein of 399 amino acids. Gene Ontology annotation, cellular component: apoplast; cell wall. Gene Ontology annotation, molecular function: hydrolase activity, hydrolyzing O-glycosyl compounds; xyloglucan:xyloglucosyl transferase activity.
AGGCGUGAGCGAGAGCCGUGGCCGGAAAGAAAGGGUAGUGCAGCUGGGUACAGUACUGUACUCGGAUGUCGUUGUAUUGUACUGUACUGUACGAGAAAAACAUCCAGCAUUUUCUUUGAUGCGCAGCGUACCAGACCACAAUAUAGGGCUGUGGGACUAGGGAAGAGACCUCUGCGGCCACGGCACACUGCCCACCCGUACGUAGCACAGUACUAGAACGCUUCACUGCUGCCAGUGCAAGUUGCGCAGCUCCCAAUAAAGAGGUAUAGCUGCUCAUACAUGUCCUCACAGUCCUCCUCCUCGCCAAGCUCCAAUUCACACCCUGCGCAUGAAAAGCUGCCCUCCUUUCCAGCACAUAAGCUAGCUAGGGAAGGGAGGGACAGACAGAGCGAAGAACAGGGAGCGCGCGGCUCAAGCAGAGCAAGCAGCGGAGAGCAGUGCAGUGCAAGCCCAAUGGCUUGUUCCUUCCUAUUCCUGGCCUUCCUGACGGCGGCGGUGGCGGCGCCGGCGUGUCUGUCAGCUGCGGCCGCGACGGCCAAGCUUGUUUCCCCGUCGGAGAAGCCGUCCCUCUCCUUCGGAGAAGGAUACACGCAGCUGUUCGGCGACUCCAACCUCGCGCUCCACGGCGGCGGCAAGAGGGUGCACAUCUCCCUCGACGAGCGCACAGGCGCUGGGUUCGCGUCGCAGGCAGCGUACCUCCACGGCAGCUUCAGCGCCCGCAUCAAGCUGCCCGCCGACCACACCGCCGGCGUCGUCGUCGCCUUCUACAUGUCGAACGGGGACGUGUACGAGCGGACGCACGACGAGCUGGACUUCGAGUUCCUCGGGAACGUGCGGGGCAGGGAGUGGCGGGUGCAGACCAACGUGUACGGCAACGGCAGCACGGCGGUCGGACGGGAGGAGCGCUACGGCCUCCCGUUCGACCCCACGGAGGACUUCCACCGCUACGCCAUCCACUGGAGCCGCCACAGGAUCAUAUUCUACGUCGACGACACACCGAUCAGGGAGGUGGUGCGGACGGAGGCCAUGGGCGCACAGUUCCCGUCCAAGCCCAUGUCGCUGUACGCCACCAUCUGGGACGGCUCCAGCUGGGCCACCUCGGGAGGCCGCUACAAGGUGGACUACAAGUACGCGCCCUACGUCGCCGAGUUCGCCGACCUCGCGCUCCGCGGCUGCGCGGUCGGCCCCGCUAGCGCCUCGGCGUGCGCGACGCCUGGCAGUGCCAGCGACGACGACGAUGCCUACGGCCGCGCCGCCGACGCGAUCUCGCCCGCGCGGCGUUCGGCCAUGGAGGCGUUCCGGGCGCGGUACAUGACGUACGGCUACUGCUACGACCGCCUCCGGUACCCCGCGCCGCUGCCGGAGUGCAGCGUCGGCGCGGAGGCCGCGGCGUUCCUCCCGUCGGGGGACGCGAGGGCGGCAUUGCACAGGCACGGUAGGCGCAACCGGAUGCGCCGCGGGGCGGACUCUGCCGUAUGAUCGGCAGCCGUGUCGCUGUGACGUGAUUCUGAUCUACGAUUAGGGUUCUUGAUUCCUGACGUCCACCAGCACCGCCAUUGUAGCUUAACAGUAACCGGAGUUCCGCUGAUUAUUAAGCCUCAUCACCCCUACUACUACUUGCAGCACUGCUCCAAUCCACCAUUCAUGUUCAGUGCAAUUUGUUGUUCACCCCGUAGAUGGAGCGGUAUGCACAUUGCACGCCAUAAAUCCAUAUGCUUUGCCCA